This is a messenger RNA of Kwoniella mangroviensis CBS 8507, 1320 nucleotides long. RefSeq lists its product as uncharacterized. Lineage: Eukaryota; Fungi; Basidiomycota; Tremellomycetes; Tremellales; Cryptococcaceae. The record is from RefSeq and is a predicted model, not a curated record. Bases 1 to 1320 code for a protein of 439 amino acids. Gene Ontology annotation, cellular component: transcription factor TFIIH holo complex; transcription factor TFIIH core complex. Gene Ontology annotation, biological process: regulation of DNA-templated transcription; nucleotide-excision repair. The transcript is spliced from 8 exons.
AUGGCUCCCCCAACACCAGACCACAAAUCAUAUCCCAAAACAACCCCUCCCUCGAUUCUCCUGGUCAUACUGGACAUACAUCCAUUAUCAUGGUCUCUACUAGCUUCUCCACCUCCCUUACCAUCUGUCCCCGAUCAACCGAUCAUAGACAAAGCUCAAGCUACACCCAUAUCUCUACCUGAUUUCGUCACUUUACUCAUGGUGUUCCUUAAUGCUCAUCUGGCGAGCAGGUGGGGUAAUGAGGUGGUAGUUUAUGGUGCCAGUGCGGGUAGAGCCAAAUUAUUGUAUCCUCCACCAUCAAAUGCAAUUGCUGGUCCAUCAAAGCCUCGUCCGAAUACAUAUCACCCCUUCCAAUUGCUAGAUACAAGGAUAGAAGAAGGUUUGAAGGAGAUGGCAGAAGAGGAACAGCGCAGGAUUGAGAAUGGUCAUAUCAAAUCAUUAAAUCAACCACCAGCGAUGGUGUCGGCUCUGACCAAGGCAUUAUGCUUUGUCAAUCGAAUCAUUCCCCAUACUUCAGCCUCAGCGGCCCUGGUAGACCCAACAGCUACUCAGGAUCCCUCAGCGGCUACCACUACAGGUCCCGAUAAACCUGAAACCCGCAUUCUAGUCAUAAAUGCUACGCCUGGUGAGAAUGUAUCGAAUUCUUCUUCAUCAGAUCUAAAUCAGACGAACGGGAAUGGGAAUGCAGAUGGACAAGUUGAUGGCACAGCACCAAAUGGGAAGAGUGGGAAUGGAGGUCAGAUGAGAGGUGGUUAUGUGGGGUUGAUGAAUUGCGUUUUCGCGGCUCAGAAAGCUAAAGUCCCUAUAGAUGUGUUAUCCCUUCCGCCGCCGAGUAUAGAUGCCUCGCCUCCCAUAUUCUUGCAGCAAGCUGCGCACCUCACAGAGGGAAUAUAUUGGCAAUGGAAUGGGCGAGGAGGGUUAUUGCAGUAUCUACAUGCUCGAUACCUCCCUCCACUAUCCCUCCGUCAUCAUCCCUUCGCAGUCCCACCUCAAGAUGCCGUCGGUUUCCGAGCGGUAUGUUUCUGUCAUCAUAAGACGCUAGAUGUAGGGUUCGUGUGUAGCGUCUGUCUGAGUAUCUUCUGCGAACCUAGACCAGUCUGUUUAAUGUGCAAGACUCGAUUCCCCAUCAAAUCCAUACCUACCCUUAAAUCGCUCGCAACUUACAUCGAACCGAUACCUGUACCUGAUACAGUCCCUCCUCCACCUAUUCCCAAGGGAUCUAAAGCUCAUAACAACAAUAAUGAGAAUAAUAAAAAAGACAAGAAUAGAAGUAUGAUCAAUGGUGGUUCAGGGAGAGGUGAACCCAUAGAGAUCGACUGA